This is a messenger RNA of Penaeus indicus, 866 nucleotides long. Its product is annotated as cyclic AMP response element-binding protein A-like. The transcript is spliced from 5 exons. Bases 300 to 866 code for a protein of 188 amino acids. Gene Ontology annotation, molecular function: DNA-binding transcription factor activity, RNA polymerase II-specific; cAMP response element binding. Gene Ontology annotation, biological process: regulation of transcription by RNA polymerase II. The record is from RefSeq and is a predicted model, not a curated record. Lineage: Eukaryota; Metazoa; Arthropoda; Malacostraca; Decapoda; Penaeidae.
CCUCCACCUCCACCUCGUCCUCCACCUCAACCUCGUCCUCCACCACCACCAAGAACAGCCUCGCACCCGCCCACACCCCACAGGAGACGAGCGACAAAGACCCCUUAUCCCUGAGCACGAUCGUAACCUCAGCGAGCGUGGCACCCGGCAGUAGCAAGAAAGUCGUGGGUCCUCCUCCCCUGUCGCCGCUGGUGGGCCACGAGAGAACGGCGGCCCACGAAGUCACCCACGCGGAAACGGCCAGUGCGGCGGCCUUCCUGUCCAAUGCUGUGCUCAAUGUGCCCACGAUUAAGACAACCAUGGGACUGGUACGACCAAGUGCUGUGGUGGUCACACAGCGCAGUGGUACAGGAAUGGUCCACAGCCCAAGCACACGUCUCAGUGUAACAUCUCGUACACUGAAACUCCCUACAACAUCUGCAGUGACAAUUUCCUCUCCUUCAGCAUCAUCUUCUUCUUCCACGUCUACUGCAUCGUCAUCCGACACAGGAUUCUACAUGCCUCCAACACCCCCCUCCUGCUCAAGCAGUGAUAGUGAAUGUGGCGGACAGUCCCCUCCUCGCACACCUCCUCUGUAUGAGACUCUCACUCCACAAUUUGCAAAUCCUCGCAAGGGAACAGCACGCAUUCUUGUCUCUUCAAGAAACCCUAUUAACACUCCACUUAUCUCAUCACAGCCGAAAGGUGCAACAGGAGUCAUCAAUCUCACAGAGGAAGAAAAGAGGACCUUGCUCUCCGAGGGCUACAGCGUCCCCAGCAGACUCCCACUCACCAAAAGCGAAGAAAAGUCGCUCAAGAAAAUCAGAAGAAAAAUCAAGAAUAAGAGACCAGGAGAUUGCUGCCUUUGGUUCUUUUUGCACAAAUGA